Messenger RNA from Carassius auratus (goldfish), 7142 nucleotides. RefSeq names its product serine/threonine-protein phosphatase 6 regulatory ankyrin repeat subunit B-like. Gene Ontology annotation, cellular component: membrane. The transcript is spliced from 29 exons. The record is from RefSeq and is a predicted model, not a curated record. Gene Ontology annotation, molecular function: calcium channel activity; protein binding. Bases 397 to 5238 code for a protein of 1613 amino acids. NCBI's taxonomy places the organism in Eukaryota, Metazoa, Chordata, Actinopteri, Cypriniformes, Cyprinidae. Gene Ontology annotation, biological process: calcium ion transmembrane transport.
GGUUCAACACACACGGUUCGGCACGCGCUUCAACUUAAAUCUGAUAAAGCAUCUGUAAUAUCAUCUGUAAUAUGGCUUGCUAUAAAUGACAGUAGUAAAGUCGAGCUGAAAAGCUGUUUUCGGCAGCUUAAGCUCUUUCUGUUCUGUCUCUUUUCUGUGGGCUUGUUUUCAGUGGUCUUUUUUGUUGAAUCCAGGGUAACAGGAGGAUCUGAAGGCGGAGUUUGCAAACUUUAACGGAGGAAUGUUCUCUUUAUACCUCCUACCAAGAGGGAGGAACCGUUAGACCGCACCUGCAGCAGAUCUGUCCGCGUCUCGUCUGUUAAAUGAGCUUGUGUUUGUUAUGGUGUUGACAGACGCGUAUCGUUUGGUUCCUGUGAGGUUGUUUUGUGCUCUUGUAUGAUGUCAGAGAGCCCCUCUGUGUCCGGGACCCCCCAGCGCCUGAUGCCUCUGGCCCUCAGGGGAGACUGGACGGCACUGGAGCAGAAGCUCAAGACGCUGGAGAAGGGACACCCGGAGAUCUUCCACAUCGACGAGGAGUCUGGCUUGAGCCUCCUGAUGGUCGCGGUGCGAGAGAGCCGUCUGUCUAUCGUUGACAGGUUGCUGGAGCUGGGUGUCAAUCCAAGUGACAAAACGAAGGAUGGCAGAUCAGCGUUACACAUCGCUGCAGCUCAUUCCAAAGACGAGAUCGUCAAACUACUGGCCAAAAAAACUGAUCCCAAUUUACCAGCAGGGCCCAGUGAUCAGUUGCCCCUGCACUACGCAGUGUCUCGACCGACCGGAGGACUCGGAGUCGUGCAGACUCUGCUCAAGUUCAGCAGCAAAGAUGCUCGUCUUAUUCCAGACAAGGAUGGCUGUCUUCCACUGCUGCUGGCUGUCGAAGCUGGGAAUACUGUGAUUGUUCGGGAACUCCUUUCCGGCCAAUCCGAGCCGCAGCUCAGGGCCAUGAAGACAGCAAACGGCGACACUGCGCUUCACAUCUGCUGCAGACGGAAAGAUGUUGAGAUGGCCAAAGUCCUGGUGGAUUUUGGGGCAAAUCCGGAUUCUCAGAAUAAUGAAUGGCAGACUCCUCUGCACAUCGCUGCUCUGGAAGGAGACGAGAACAUGCUGAAGUUUUUAUUCCACUGCAAAGCCAGUCCCAACAUCUUAGACAAGAUGGACAGAUCUCCUCUCCACAUCGCCGCAGAGCGGGGACACACCAGUGCAGUCGAAAUCCUCACCGAGAAGUUCAAGUCCUGUGUGUUAGCAAGAACAAAGGACGGCAACACACUUUUGCACAUCGCGUCUCAAUGUGGUCACCCUGAAACCGCUCUCAUGCUACUGAGGAAAGGCGUCUCGCUGCACAUGCCCAACAAGUCAGGGGCGGUUUGUCUUCACGCCGCGGCUAAGAGAGGACACACGGCUGUAGUGAAGGCUCUGCUCCAGAAGGGGGCGCAUGUGGACUCCACGGCUAAAGAUGGACAGACGGCGCUUCACAUCGCGGUGGAGAGCUGCAAGCCGCAGGUGGUGCAGAUGCUGCUGGGAUUCGGGGCAAAUGUGCAGCUCAGAGGAGGAAAGGCGCAGGAGACCCCUCUGCACAUCGCAGCGAGAGUGAAGGAAGGUGAACGAGUGGCUGAGAUGCUUCUGAAGAGCGGAGCUGAUGUGAACGCAGAGCAGCAGAACGGAGAGACCGCUAUGCAUGUAGCCGCGCGUCACGGCGCUCUGCAGAUGAUACGAGCGCUGAUCCAGGAGGCUGGAGACAUGACCUGGAAGUCUAAGGUUGGUGAAAGCCCUCUCCACGUUGCGGUGCGUCACUGUCACGCUCGUGUGGUGGAGGAGGUUUUAAACUCUCUGAGCAAUGAGAGAAGCCGUCAGGAGGCGGAGCUCUGUGUGCGUGAAGGGAACCAGAAAGGCGAGACGCCGCUGCACCUGGCAGUCGAGCUCAGGAGCGACGCGGUGCACGAGCCGGACGAGGACACCUGCAUCAUCAAGAUCCUGAUGGAGCAUCACGCCGACGUCACCGCCGUCACCCGACAGAGCGGAGAGACGCCUCUUCAUUACAGCGCCAGGGUGGGAAACACCGCCGUCCUUCAGGAGAUGCUCAGGAACGUCCCCUCCAACCAGCUCCAGACCGCCAUCAACAAACACGCCAAGAACGGCUGGUCACCGCUGCUGUUGGCUGCAGAGCAGGGUCACACAGAGGUCGUGAAGAUCCUGCUACAGAACAACGCCAGACUGGACGUGUUUGAUGAGGAGGGGAAGGCUGCCAUUCAUCUGGCUGCAGAACAAGGUCAUGAAGAUAUCGUGGACCUCCUGCUGUCCCAUAAGGCCUUUGUGAACACCAAGACCAAACUGGGCCUGACGCCUCUUCACCUCAGCGCUCAGAGCGGCUCGGCGAGGCUCGUCAGGUUACUGGUGGAGACACAUCAGGCCAGUGUUGAUGCUCUCUCUCUGAGAAAGCAGACGCCUCUGCAUCUGGCAGCCAUCAGCGGACAGCUGGACGUUUGCAGCAGUCUGUUAAACCUGAACGCUGACAUCACUGCCACAGAUAUACGCGGUCAGACUCCUCUUCAUCUGGCGGCCGAGAGCGAUCACUCGGAGGUGGUGAAGCUGUUUCUGAGGCAGCGGCCUGAAUUAGCCGUGCUAGCUAACAUGGAGGGAGCGACCUGCACACACAUGGCUGCAGCUAAAGGCAGCGUGGCCGUCAUUAAAGAGCUGCUCCUGUUUAAUCAGGGACCGGUCACGCUCAACAACAAGGCUAACGGUUUGUGUCCGCUGCAUCUGGCUGCUGCUGGGGGUCACACUGAGGUGGUGAGAGUUCUUCUGGACGCUGGAGCAUCAGUGACGGAGGAGGACGCCGAGGGCAUGACGGCCGUACAUCUGGCUGCCAAGAAUGGACACACUCAUAUUCUGGAGGUGCUGAAAGGCAGCGUUUCACUGAAGAUCCAGAGCUCCAAGACGGGUUUAACGGCUCUGCACGUGGCAGCCUGUUUCGGACAGGUGGACUUUGUGAGAGAGAUCCUGACUAAAGUUCCAGCUACAAUACGCAGUGAAUUCCCCAACAACAACAGCAGCAGCGGCGGCAAAGAUGACGUGAAGAGACAACCGCCGUUAGCUGAGUCAGGCUACACUCCUCUGCACCUGGCGGCUCAGUCCGGUCAUGAGAACGUGGUUCGUCUGUUGCUGAAUUCUCCUGGUGUUCAGGCCGAUGCAGAAACAAACAUUCAGGGCUCCAGUCCUCUGCACCUGGCGGCUCAGAGCGGACACACGGCUGUGGUCGGGCUGCUGCUCAGCCGCUCUGGGUCUCUCCUGCACCUGACCGACAAGCGCGGAUGUACCUGUCUGCAUCUGGCCGCCGCACACGGACACGUGGCCAUGGUGAGAGUCCUGCUGGGACAGGGAGCAGAUAUCAACCACACGGACACGAGUGGCUGGACGGCGCUGCAUUACGCAGCUAAAGCUGGUUGUCUGGAGGCGGUGUCGUUCCUGGUGGAGAGCGGGGCGUCACCGUGUGUCGAAUGUCGAGUCGGAUGGACGCCGCUGCAGUACGCCGCUCAGGAGAACCACGAGGAAACCGUCAUCUUCCUGCUGAGACGAGAGAAGAACAUCCUCCGACUGCUGGAAGACAAGAAGUUUGUGUUCAAUCUGAUGGUGUGCGGCCGGAUGAAUGAUAAUGUGGCUCUGGAGGAGUUGGUUCUUCAUUCUCCGGCUCCUCUGGACACGUGUGUGCGUCUGUCUCGAGCUCUGACUCUGGCCGCGCUCCGAGAGAAGGAGCGCUCCGUCGACCUGCAGGCCGCCGCGUGUCACUGUGAGCUCAUGGCCUCUGACCUCCUGACCCUCGCCGCUUCUGCCGGGGGCCACGGUGCGGGCCCCAUCCUCAGGGCCGUGGACCACCGGGGCGCCAGCGUGCUGGACUGCCUGAUCGAGGGCCAGCGGAAGGGUGUGGUGUCCCAUCCGGCGGUGCAGACGUACCUGACAGACGUGUGGCAUGGAAGCCUGCAGUGGGAUUCAUGGAAGAUCCUGCUGCUGUUCUUCUGUCUGCUGCUCUUCCCUCCGCUGUGGGUGACGCUCUCACUGCCGCUCAGACACAGCUUUAACACCAUCCCAAUCGUGAAGUUCAUGAGUCACCUGGUGUCACACGUCUUCCUGCUGGCUCUGUUCAUCCUGACGAUCGUGUAUCCGCCCGUGAGUCCUCUCUCUGAGGGUCGUCUGGUGCCCGGCUGGUCUGAGUGUCUGCUGCUGAUCUGGCUCUGGGGGAUACUGGUAUCUGAGCUGACGUUUCCAGGUGAGCGUGCCGGAUUAGCGUGGAUUCGUCUUCUUCUCCUGGGCUUCUCCGCCGCGGCUCUGCUGUGCCACCUGCUGGCGGUCUUCACCCAAUGGUGGCCGCCGUUGCAUCUGCACUGUCUGUUCGCCCGAAACGUCCUGCUGGCCGUGGCGAUGAUGCUGGGGUUCAUCCAGCUGCUGGAGUUCCUCACCUUCCAUCAUUUAUUCGGCCCGUGGGCUAUAAUCAUCCGAGACCUGAUGAAGGAUCUGUGUCGGUUCGCUGUGAUCCUCAUAUUGUUCCACACUGCCUUCACGCUGAGUCUCACUGCUUUGUGUCAGCCGCUGUAUCCUCGAGAUUCAGACAACAGCACUGGUAAUGUGACGGUUCCGGAUCCUAUAAACAUGUCUGUGCUGCUCUUCUUCGCCUUGUUUGGUUUAUCCGAACCGGAUAAAAUUCCCGACUUGGAGCGCUCGCCUCCUGCCACAGCCGUUUUGGCUAAGAUGGUGUUUGGUGUGUAUCUGGUGGUGACGUGUAUUGUGUUGAUCAACCUGCUCAUUGCCAUGAUGAGCGAUACGUACCAGCGCAUCCAGGCUCAGUCUGACACGGAGUGGAAGUUCGGCCGCGCCGUUCUGAUCCGCGACAUGAGCCGCAAAUCUGGAGUUCCAUCUCCUUUCAACCUGUUCACCAACCUGUUCUCCUCCAUCAAGGUCCUCUGCAAACGUGCAGGGAAGAUCUGCUCUGUGAAGUGUCGUAAUGAGAUGAAUGAGAAUGAAGACACUGAAGGAUUGACAGGCUCUCGUUCUCUAGAGCUGCUGACUCAAGCAUCUGCCAGAGGAAACAAGAGGACGCAGAUCCUUCCCGAAGGUGGUCAGGUGGUGCUGUCCAUGUCUGGAGGACAGGUGCGUGUGGAGAACGUUGUGGAUUGGUCGUCUGUGGUCCAGCAGUUUUUAGCCCAGCGCAGACAGAGGGACAGAUCCCCGCCGGAGAGAGACGAAUGAAUGACCGAUGGUUUCACCAUGACAGAUGAAUUAGCACUGCCUAUGAACUUCAGUCCAUCCACCUGAGCCCACAUCACUUCAGCUUCCUGAUUAAUUAACACCGUUAGCUUUAGCGUGUGACAGCAUGUUCCUGUAUCUGGUAUUCGCUCCUCACUAAUCACUGUCAUCAAAGAUGUUAUUCACACGAGGGGUCAAAAGUUUGGGGUCAGUAAGAUUUUUUUGUGUUUUUGAAAGAAGUCAGCAUUUGUUUGUCAAAAAAAGAAACCAUUUCAAUUUAAAAAACUGUUUUCUAUGUAAAUAUGUUGUGAAAUGGAAUUUAUUGCUGUGAUCAAAUGUGUAUUUUCAGCAUCAUUCCUCCAGUCUUCAGUGUCACAUGAUCUUCUGAAAUCACUCUAAUUUGCUGAUGCACUGCUCAAGAAACAUUUCUGAUUAUUAUCAAUGUUGAAAAUUGUUGUGCUGCCCAAUAUUUCUGUGGAAACUGUGAUGCAUUAUUUUCAGGAUUCUUUGAUGAAUAGAAAGUUAAAGAGAAUAGCAUUUAACCCUCUGGUGCACCUUUUUUGGGAGUCACACUUGUGGUCUUCACAGUCAAAAGUGACGGGAUAGCCAAAAUUUUAAAAGCUUAACUUUUUAUUUUUUGUAGUAAGUUGGGAGUAAAGUAAGAAAAACAUCUUCAAUUCCAUUAUUUAGCCCUUAGUUUCCCAUGAAGCUCUAUAUUAAAGGGCUAUAAAUACUCUUAUUGUUUUUAGACAUAAAUACUUAUUUGUAUUAUUGUGGGUUUGGAUAUGUUGAUUUAAAGCGUCAGGUUUUGAAUUAUUACUACAGUCAAACCUGAACACAGAGAAAGCAUUUUGUUACACAAAACAUAAUUCAUUUUAAAUUCUACAAAUUCUAUUAAAAUGUAACAACAAAAAUGAACAGGAAUGUUUUAUCAGAGCUUUAGGCUUCUGGGUCUGAUCUGAUUUCAAUUUCUUGUUAUGGUUUUCUGACUCGUUAUGACUAUAUGGUUAUAGCCAUAUCAUUUCAUUUGAAUGCAUUCUGCAUUGUGGCAGAUUUGUAUCCGAUAAAUGUUUGUGUUUUUGUCAAUUUUCACAUUCAUUUCCUAUGGUUGGUCAUUUCUGACUGAAGACCACAAGUGUGAUGAUUUUUUUUUAUGACCACUUCGCCUGCUCCAGUCAAGCCCUAAAUUUUUGUGUGUUCACAUUCCAAAUGCCAAAAAAGUUUUGUGCCAUUCUGAGUUAAUUGAAACAGAAAUCUUUUGCAACAUUAUAAAUGUCUAGAGCUGUCACUUCUGAUCAGUCUAAUGCAUAUUUGCUGAAUAAAAGUAUUAACAAUCUUACAGACCCCAGACUGUGGAAGGUAGUGAACAUGCUUGUUAUUGUUGUAUUUCUACUUGAUAGAUAACUCUUACAAUCAUAAAUGUGUUUUAUGGGCUAAAGCUAGAAAGAUGACAUGCUGUAUAAGGAAGCCGACUGUAAUGCUUGCAUUUGUUUUUCAAGUCGUUCACUUGACACGAAGAAGUGACCAAAAGCGCUUCUCAAGUAGGAAGUUGAAAACCUUGGAGAAAACACUAAAGCACUGCCAGGAAUAUGUUGUAUUGUUAUGUUUUUGUUUUAUCGACAUGGAAGAAUAUCAUUAUUUGUUCCUUUUUGUUUUUAUACAAACUAAUGAAAUUAGCAUGUAAAAGAUGCAUGCUAAAUAUAGGUACAUAUAACGGUAUAAUACCUUUAUAGAAAUUAUAUGAAAGUGUUUUCAGGGCUCACAACAUGUUUUUGUUAAAGCUGCAUUUCAUGUCACGUCAGAACCACCAUAAUUCAUUUUCAAGAUCAUAAUUAUAACAUUAUGCUCAAAGCUGUUCAUUACUUCAAACUCAUAUUACCAAAAAAUACUAAAUACUUCAUUAUUGA